CCAGUGUCGCAGCCUACGUGUCAAAUUGGACCUCAGUAUCUUCAAAAAAAACAACAAUGGCUCGACGGCACAUCCUGAAAAUGGCUGUGACCUGCACGUUGGUUUUGGUAUCAGCUGGUUUGUUCAUCAUCAUCCUUCUAAAGCUCAGCAACACUUCCACAGCUGAUUGGCUGCAUGUCUUCUGGUCCAGGCAGAACAAGAGCACCCCCAGGCUCUCAGCUGGCUCAUGUGUUUCGGACAGACGUUGUCCAGAUGACCACUUCAGCUUCUAUAUGCAAAGCGGCGCUGCUGACGUGGUGGCACCAAAGAUCUGCGUUCAGAACAAACUGGUUCUGGGGUCAGUACUGAAUAACGCGGGGCCGGGAAUAAAUGUUUUGGUUCUGAAUGGUAAGACGGGGGCCGUGGUGCAGAGUGACCACUUCAACAUGUACAGUGAUGAAGACAAACCUCUCAUUGACUUCCUGAAGAACAUCCAGCAAGGUUCUAUUGUCCUCAUGGCGUCCUAUGAUGACCCGUCCACAAAGCUUACAGAUGAAGCCAAGAAGCUGAUUGGUCAACUUGGAAGUUCUGUCGUCCAAUCACUGGGGUUCCGAGAUAAUUGGCUCUUUGUUGGGGGCAAAGGAGAAAUGGUCAGCAGCAACUUCGAGAAGCUGCUAAGGAAUGACAAAGAAAAAAACAAAUACCAGAACUGGCCCGAGCUCAUCCAGCUUGAAGGAUGCAUCCCAAAAUCUUUUGAGUGACCUUACAUGCUGGAUCAACUGCAAGAUGCUGUUUUUAUUUGUUUUACCUAAAAAAAUUAUGGAAACACUUCAGUGUAUGUGUGAGUACAGUAUGGUUCAAUCGGGAAGUGAUGUUUUUGAAUAUGAAAACAUGUUAUGAAAUGAUGUAGACCUAAAUUAUUUUCUACUGUUGUGUUUAUUCAUUGUUAUGUUGUUAGUAAACGAAAUAUUUAAUAAUACUAUUUGUGAAUUGCUGGGGAAGCUUACAAAUAAAGGUUGACUUUUUCUUAUCACAUUUACAUGGUUAAAAUUAAUUAAUAGGAAAGUUUGUGUACACUGGAUGUGACUGAUUUUUUUGCGUUUGAAUUUUGUGAACUUAAUUUUUUACGUCAAGCUAUGCUGACAAUUUUAAUGUAUAAAAAUGUGUAAGCAAAAUGUGUUAUUUGAAAAUUCAAUGUGUCAAAAAGGUUUUUAAAAAUCAGUGUAUCAAUAUUUAGUGUAAAAAUCAGUAUUAAAAAAAGU
Molecule: messenger RNA, 1241 nt
Organism: Nerophis lumbriciformis (worm pipefish)
Lineage: Eukaryota; Metazoa; Chordata; Actinopteri; Syngnathiformes; Syngnathidae
Product: protein FAM3C
Source: RefSeq, a predicted model, not a curated record